GUCGAACAGACGUCAGUUCCGUAUGCAUCUGACAAAGUUUGUCGCAUCAAACUCCACACCACCUUUGUCGGCAUCGCAUUGCUUUUGAUAACUGGUCCAUUUGCACUGCACUGUUACCGUGCCUGCAUUGCAACAUAGACUGCAACAGUGUCGUCAACCACGAAGGUCCUUCAUAACAAUAGGAAAUACCCUCGGAUUAUAGAUACGAUAUCCACUGGAGCACGUAGGACGGGCGAAGCAGCGGGGGGGUCGGGGCCUCGCGUAGAGGGUGGGCAACGCCCAGCUGAGGCCUGCGGCCGGUGCGGCAGCCUUGCUGUAGGGCCAGGCCCAGAGGCUUUAGGGACCCGCAAACCCGGUGGAGAUGACAGACCGCAAGCUUAAUAUUCUGCACUUUAACGAUGUGUACAACAUUGAGGCUGGUCGCCAGGAGCCGGUUGGUGGUGCUUCGCGAUUCACAUGGAAGGUCAAGCAGCUGAAGGCGAAGGGCGUAAACCCCCUGGUGCUGUUCAGCGGCGACGCAUACAACCCCAGCCUGAUGAGCACCAUGACCAUGGGCGCCCAGAUGGUGCCCAUCCUCAACGAGAUCGGCGUGCACUGCUCCUGCAUGGGGAACCACGACUUCGACUACGGCCUGCCCAACCUGCUCAAGCUCAACUCGCAGUGCAAGUUUCCCUGGCUCAUGGCCAAUGUGUUGGACAGGGCCACAGGGAAGCCGUACGCGGACGCUGCCGGCACGUGGACAACGGAGUGGAACGGCAUCAAGGUCGGCGUGGUGGGGCUUGUGGAGGAGGAGUGGCUGGACACGCUCGCUUCCAUCAACAAGGACGAGAUGCAGUACCAGGACUUCGUGGCAGUGGGGCGCAAGCUGGCAGCGGAGCUAAAGGCGGAUGGCGCGGAGCUGCUGAUUGCGCUGACGCACAUGCGCGAGCCCAACGACCGCAAGCUGGCCGCCGAGGUGCCCGAGUUCCACCUGGUGCUGGGCGGCCACGACCACCACUACGUGUCGGCCUUCAUCGAGCCGCACAACAACCUGCUGGUCAAGAGCGGCACCGACUUCCGCGACAUGUCGCUGAUCGAGGUGGAGUUCCCCAACGGCAGCACCACGGACCCCAAGAUGUCGGUGGAGCGACUGGUCAUCGACGGCUCGGUGCCGGAGGACCCGGCAGCCAAGGAGAUUGUGGACGAGUACAUGAAGCUGAUGGGCGAGAAGAUGGACGAGGUGGUGGUGGAGACACUGGAGCCGCUGGACGGCCGCUUCCAGACCGUGCGGACCAGGGAGUCCAACCUGGGCAACUUCGUGUGCGACGUGUGGCGCAAGGCAGCCAACGCCCAGAUCGCCAUCCUGAACUCGGGGUCCCUGCGGUCGGACACCAUCCACCCGUCAGGCCAGCUGAAGGCGCGUGAUUUGGUUGCCAUCCUGCCCAUGCUGGACGAGACGGUCGUGCUGGAGUGCACAGGGGCGCAGGUCAUCACGGCGCUUGAGAACGGCGUGUCAAUGUGGCCCAAGCUGGAGGGCCGCUUCCCCCAGGUGUCGGGCGUGAAGUUCAGCUUCGACCCCAGCAAGCCCCCGGGCUCACGCAUCGUGCCCGGCUCCGUUUUCCUGACCGAUUUUGACGAUGAUGUGGACGACGAGAGGGAGCCGCUGCAGCCGGAACGGAAGUACCGCGUCACCGUGAAGGAGUACAUGGCACAGGGCAAGGACGGUUUUGACGUGCUGAAGGACUGUCGGGUGCUGGUGGACGCCGAGAGCUGCGUCAUGCUGCCCACCGCCAUCAAGCAGCACCUGGCCGUGCUGUCGGUGCUCACGCUGCUGGACCCGCUGGUCAAGCUGAGCCCGAUCGCCACUUUCUGGAAGAACCGCAGCAACCAGAGACUCAACGAAGCGGAGCAGCAGCAACAGGCGCCGGACUCGCAGCAGCAGGAGCAGGAGCAGGGUGCGCAGGUGGCCCGGCGGCGGGCGCACAACCACGGCAUUGCAGUGCACCACCCCACCAAGGGCUACUACUGCAUCUCGCCCGUCAACGAGGGCCGCAUUAUAAAUGUGGCCGGCGACCACGAGCCACACACUGCGCCAUAGCUUGCAGGCACCGGUGCGUAAGCAAUUCUCGAAGCCUGGGUGGUGUGGGGGCUUGUUGGGGGAUGUGUUGUACCUGAAGCUGCCGUGCAGAAUACGGUACUAGUGUUGUUUCAUGUGUGUGUGAGUUCACAAGCGUGCGUUGGGCCCUGCCUGUAGUUAUGCAGUGAUAUAAGCCCUGCCAAACACAAUCCUGCUGAACGCAAGUGCAAUGGCUGGAUGGCGCCACUGUGAUUGCGAGUCCCCGAUCGGCUAUCUUAGAGAGGCAGCAGUACAUGUAUUGAUGUGCGUGCUUUCCUGCGUUGUACGAGUUUGUGAUCUGAAAUCCCUGCAUUUCUGACAUGGAUAGAACACUGCGGAGCCUAUGACCAAUUUACUGGGCAAGCCAGGUUUCGGGCAGGCGGCGGUGGCGGCUGGGGCGAGAGUGCGUGCGUAAUCAAAUGCGUGCAGUAUGGACGGCUAGCUAGUCAGGUUUAACGCAUAGCGUCGCAUAGUGAGGGCGUGGCGCAUGAGAUGUUGAGGACUGGUGGAUCAUGCCACCGGUGGGACAGGACAAGAGAGAAGGGGCUCAGCCCUCAAAGAGGGUGAAGAGGGGCAGGGACGGCGGCACAGGAAGAGCAGGUGAAGAGGGGCAGGAAGUUGAGGCACGUCGCGGCUGACUCGUGGGCUGGCUGUGUGUCCAGGAGCAGGGGUGCAGGAUCGCCGCCUGAUCGCCCUGACUGUCAACCCUGCAGCUCUGCGGCCUUGCCUCCCAUAGGCUGACAGUUAGCACAUAGUGCCGCCCUGCCGCUGUCUCGCGGCUUGGAAGCGUGGAAGUGUGCCGGGCCAGGCCGGGCAGGCACGGGCAGGCAUGGCGGGCCUGACUCCCCCACGGAACUCCCCCAUGUCCGGAUGCACGGGUGCGCAAACGGGCCAUGUGGGAUAUAUUCAAAGCCGCGGGUGUAUGUUUGCGCAGUAAUAAGAACGCGGAAAAGCGGUGCGCGGCGCUUUAGGUCGCGCUAUAGGCAGCGCUAUAGGCGGUGCUAGAC
Chlamydomonas reinhardtii is the source of this 3102-nucleotide messenger RNA. RefSeq lists its product as uncharacterized. Bases 362 to 2077 code for a protein of 571 amino acids. NCBI's taxonomy places the organism in Eukaryota, Viridiplantae, Chlorophyta, Chlorophyceae, Chlamydomonadales, Chlamydomonadaceae. Gene Ontology annotation, biological process: nucleotide catabolic process. Gene Ontology annotation, molecular function: hydrolase activity. The transcript has 17 exons. The record is from RefSeq and is a predicted model, not a curated record.